GCCACAAUAACUGUAGUCAUUAUCGCUUUCUAAUCUACAACAACCAAUUACUUGUUGUAUGCGCUUCGUUUUAGUUUUCACCAAUUAAAUUAAUUUCAACAUAUCUAAACACUGCUAUUUUCAUGUUAAGCGAAGCAACAAACAACAACAACAAUAAAUAACACACAUUUCACCAAAGCUUUAUAAUCCGUUCAUCCGACUUUCUCUGUGAAGAAUCUUUAAUUGAAAUCGAAACUGCACAGCAGCCAAGGCGACGGUGGAAGCGCUUCUUUUCUGUAUUUUUAUUCUCAUUCUAAUAGGCAUUUGCUGAACGUCUGCUAAUUGCAUACAUAUAUACAUACGUAGGAGUACAAGGAGAUAUUUGCUUAACGGUUUUGCAGUUAUUCAAGGAAUACAAUAAUUGGGAGCGAAAAUGAAAAUUAGACGAAAUCAAUUAAAUUUGCCACGCAUUUCCUUUGUCGUUUUAAGUUUCCUGCUCUGCUUUAAAGCAGCGACGGCAGCAGCUUCAAUAUUGACUGCUGCUGAGUUGAGGCAGGAUAAGGCACCGCAUAACACGUUCGCUACGCGUAAUGUGCGGCCACAACAACAGCAACAUCAACAACUGGAUCAACCACACACUCGUUAUGUGCGUCGCCCGCAGGCUUUUAACGCUUUAUUAACUUCCGUUGGCCAGUUAAGCGACUCGCCUCUACGUCAUCAACGCCGCCCCCUCCAACGCGCCGGCCAUUCAAAGCUGACAAAAACCAAAGAGCAUACACUCAAGCGUUUAGGGCGCGCUGUAAAUGAUGGCGAGAGUGGCGAUGCCGAUGAUUACAAUGAGGAAGGACCAGCUUGGCCGGAGCAGGCGGGUGGGGACGAUGGCGUGAACUUUGUGGAGCAAUGGAUACGCGAUAGUUUCGGUGAAAUGUUCGGCUCUGUGAUGGAGUGGGUGUUGCGCUGCAUAGACGCUAUCUGGAAGUUUUUCGCCACAGCUGAGGAGGAGGCGGAAUAGAAUAAUGAUAAUGAGUCGAUGUAAGAGUGGUUUCGUACGUGCGGGAUGUUGUCCGCAUAGCAAAUGGAAAAUGGAGGAGAACAAUGCAAACGUUCGUUAUUUCAAUUGAUUUUAAUCCGUUAAUUACUUUUAGUUGUGUGUGUGCUUAGUGUUUCAUGUAAAUUCCUGAAGUAGUUAGCAGUUUCACUUAAA
Ceratitis capitata (Mediterranean fruit fly) is the source of this 1183-nucleotide messenger RNA. RefSeq lists its product as uncharacterized. Lineage: Eukaryota; Metazoa; Arthropoda; Insecta; Diptera; Tephritidae. The transcript has 2 exons. Bases 413 to 991 code for a protein of 192 amino acids. The record is from RefSeq and is a predicted model, not a curated record.